AUGAAAGUUUUUAUUAUCGGUGCUUCAGGACUUGUUGGAAGUCACUGUCUGGCACAUUUUAAAGAACAAGGUUGGACAGUUAAAGGUUCCCAUUGCAACUUUACAACGGACACUACGUGUUACUACAAUACAUUACAACCGCACAGUGAUCAGAACUUCGACGUCGUAUCUUUCGGACCUGAAGUAAUUGUGCAUUGUGCGGCACUGACGAAUGUUGACUACUGUGAAAAAAACGAAAAAGAAAGUUAUGAAAAUACGCUUGAAAGUACUCGUCACGUCUGUGAACUCGCUAUCAAAUGUGGUGCUCGAGUUGUAUAUAUCUCAACGGAUUAUGUAUUCGAUGGUAAUUCUGGUCCUUAUCAGGAAAAUGACGCGCCAAAUCCAAUUAAUGUUUAUGGAAAACACAAAUUUCUCGCUGAACAGCUUGUACGUACUUCUGUGAUCGAUUCUUUGGUUCUUCGUGUUACUAAUGUCUACGGCGAUGAAGCACGUGGCAAAAAUUUCGUUGCUAGGAUUAUUCAACAUUGUCACCAGAAGCAACCGAUUUGUUUGAAACUUCCCUACGAUCAAUUUGCAACUCCCAUUAACGCAAAUGAUAUUGCUCGAGCCAUGUUUGUUUUGCUGAGUGACAAAAAGACAGGUAUCUAUCAUCUGGCCAGCACCGAUUAUAUGAACCGAGUAGAACUGGCUCGACGAACUCUUUCAUAUUUUCCUGGUGCUGAGUUCAUGAGCAUUGAGCCUGUGAAUUCAACUACAAUGAAACAAACUGCAACACGUCCACUUGUGGGUGGCUUGUUAAAAGUUAAAUUCGCAACUGAAUAUCCAACAUUUGUGUUCAAUAGUGUGGAUAAUUACUUGUCUUCAACUACUAAAACUUCUAUUUCUAUCCGUGAAAACAAAACUUGA
Rotaria socialis is the source of this 906-nucleotide messenger RNA. The record is from the annotation of a GenBank genome assembly. Lineage: Eukaryota; Metazoa; Rotifera; Eurotatoria; Philodinida; Philodinidae.